AUGAUCUGGGCUCUCGCUAAAUUCAAAGGCGUGAACUUGGAUCUCGGCAAGAAGACGGUCACAGGAGGGGAUCUUGGAUGGUCCUUCAUGCGGGCUAUCAACACCGUUGUGAGCGGCGUGGUACCACCUAUGGUGAAUAUUGCCGAUCUGGCGCGGUAUGCCAACCGACCCAAGGACGUCUGGCCACUGAUGGGGGGACUCUUCAUCAGCAAACCGAUGGUGAUUUUGAUUGGCCUUUUUACAACGGCUGCAGGUGCGAAGAGAUUUGGCGUCGCCAAUUGGAACCUCUGGGAUCUGUAUAGCCUCAUCUUGGACUCGUACUGGGGACCAGGUACCAGAACGGCCGUUUUUCUAGGUGCUUUCAUUCAGGCUUUUGCAACUGUCGUCACGAACAUCUCCAGCAACGCCAUUCCCAUUGGUUGCGAUUUGGCUGGACUCUUCCCUGGCUAUUUCACCAUUGUCAGAGGACAGAUCUUGUGUAAUCUCUUGAUCUGGGCAGUCGUCCCCUGGCUCCUGGUCAAUUCGGCUCAGAACUUCCUCACGUUUCUGGGAUCUUAUCUGUGCUUCAUCACCCCUAUUAUCGCCUGCAUGAUGGUUGACUACUGGGUGGUUCGCAAAGGCAACUUCCAUAUUCCCUCUCUGUACAGACCUGAGCCAGGCUCACCGUACUACUACACCAAAGGCGUCAACCUCAGGGCCUACGCGGCGUGGGUGUCUGGGGUCGUCCUGGUCAUUUCCGGGAUUUCUGGCGCCAUCAAACCGGGAUCUAUUAGCCAAACGGCUGUCAACGUAUACAAUUGCGGUUUCGUUUUGUCACUCACUGCCGCGGCGCUCGUGUACUACUUGCUGAAUCUGAUUUUUCCGCCAAAGAUAUAUCCAGAUGGUGAGCACGAGGACGAGACUCAUGCUUGGGAGACCAUGGUGUCCACAGAGGGCUUCUUCCCCGACGACGACGCUCAGCCGAGCUACAUUAGGGACAGAAUGAUUCUGGGCGAGGAGCCCAACAGAUUCAUGACGCCAACCGUGGGUUCAGAGACAGAAAGAAAGGCGUGA
Molecule: messenger RNA, 1053 nt
Organism: Phaeoacremonium minimum UCRPA7
Lineage: Eukaryota; Fungi; Ascomycota; Sordariomycetes; Togniniales; Togniniaceae
Product: putative allantoin transport protein
Exons: 1
Coding region: 1-1053 (350 amino acids)
Biological process (GO): transmembrane transport; nucleobase transport
Cellular component (GO): plasma membrane
Molecular function (GO): nucleobase transmembrane transporter activity
Source: RefSeq, a predicted model, not a curated record